This is a messenger RNA of Phodopus roborovskii (desert hamster), 2125 nucleotides long. It is a transcript of the gene Masp2, whose product is annotated as MBL associated serine protease 2. Gene Ontology annotation, biological process: proteolysis; complement activation, lectin pathway. Gene Ontology annotation, cellular component: extracellular region. The coding region runs from base 62 to 2119 and encodes 685 amino acids. The record is from RefSeq and is a predicted model, not a curated record. The transcript has 11 exons. Gene Ontology annotation, molecular function: calcium ion binding; serine-type endopeptidase activity. Lineage: Eukaryota; Metazoa; Chordata; Mammalia; Rodentia; Cricetidae.
GGUGCUGGACAAACAGAUCAAAGGUGAGUGAGUCUGGGCCUGCAGAGCUGGGGGACACAUCAUGAGGCUGCUGAUUUUCCUGGGCCUGCUUUGGAGCUUGGUGACCAUACUUUUGGCCUCAAAGUGGCCUGAGCCUGUAUUCGGACGCCUGGUGUCCCCUGGCUUCCCAGCGAACUAUGCCAACAAUCAGGACCGGUCCUGGAAGCUGACGGCACCCCCCGGCUACCGCCUACGCCUCUACUUCACCCAUUUUAGCCUGGAACUGUCUUACCGCUGUGAAUAUGACUUUGUCAGGUUGAGCUCAGGGACCAAGGUGCUAGCCACACUGUGUGGGCAGGAGAGUACAGAUACUGAGCGGGCGCCUGGCAACGACACCUUCUACUCACUGGGUCCUAACCUGGAGGUCACCUUCCACUCGGACUACUCCAAUGAGAAGCCAUUCACAGGCUUUGAGGCCUUCUAUGCAGCGGAGGAUGUGGAUGAGUGCCGAGUGUCCCUGGGAGAAGAUGUCCCUUGUGACCAUUAUUGCCACAACUACCUGGGCGGCUACUACUGCUCCUGCAGAGCGGGCUACAUUCUUCACCAGAACAAGCACACCUGUUCAGCCCUGUGUUCAGGCCAGGUGUUCACUGGGAGGUCUGGGGAGCUCAGUAGCCCGGAAUACCCACAGCCAUACCCCAAACUCUCCAGCUGCACCUACAGCAUCCGCCUGGAGGAGGGCUUCAGUAUCACCCUGGACUUUGUGGAGUCCUUCGAUGUGGAGGCGCACCCUGAAGUCCUGUGUCCCUAUGACUCCCUCAAGAUCCAAACAGACAAGGGGAAAUACGGCCCAUUUUGUGGGAAGACGUUGCCCCAUAGGAUUGAGACGAACAGCAACAGCGUGAUCAUCACAUUUGCCACUGAUGAGUCGGGGAACCACACAGGCUGGAAGAUACGCUACACAAGCACAGCACAGCCCUGUCCUGAUCCAACGGUGCCACCUAAUGGUCACAUUUCACCAGUGCAAGCCAAGUAUGUCCUGAAGGAUAGCUUUUCCGUCUUCUGCAAGACUGGCUUUGAGCUUCUCCAAGGUUCUCUGCCCCUGAAAACAUUCACUGCUGUCUGUCAGAAAGAUGGAUCCUGGGACCGGCCAAUACCAGAGUGCAGCAUUGUUGACUGUGGCCCUCCUGAUGAUCUAUCCAAUGGCCACAUGAACUACAUCACAGGCCCGGAAGUGACCACCUACAAGGCCAUCAUUCAGUACAGCUGUGAAGAGACUUUCUACACAAUGAAGGGAGAUGGUAAAUAUGUGUGUGAGGCUGAUGGAUUUUGGACGAGUGCCAAAGGAGAAAAAUCCCUCCCAGUUUGUGAGCCUGUUUGUGGGCUAUCCACACUCUCUACAGGAGGCCGGAUAUUUGGAGGGCAGCACGCGAAGCCUGGUGACUUUCCUUGGCAAGUCUUAUUACUGGGUGACACUGUAGCAGCAGGUGCCCUUCUACAUGACAACUGGGUCCUAACAGCUGCACAUGCUGUGUAUGGGAUGACAGAGGCAGCAUCCUCCCUGGACAUUCGCAUGGGUAUCCUCAAAAGGCUCUCACCUCAGUACACCCAAGCCUGGCCUGAGGCUGUCUUCAUACAUGAAGGUUACAAUCAUGGUGCUGGUUUUGACAAUGACAUAGCACUGAUUAAACUCAAGAACAAAGUCACAAUCAAUAGAAGCAUCAUGCCUGUUUGCCUGCCAAGAAAGGAAGCUGCAUCCUUGAUGAGAACAGACGGCAUUGGAACUGUGGCUGGCUGGGGGUUAACCCAGAGGGGGUUUCUUGCUAGAAACCUCAUGUUUGUGGACCUACCGAUUGCUGACCAUCAAAAAUGUACUUCUGCAUAUGAAAAGAAACUCUACCCUGGAGGGAGAGUAACUGCUAACAUGCUCUGUGCUGGCUUAGAAACUGGUGGCAAGGACAGCUGCAGAGGUGACAGUGGAGGGGGAUUAGUAUUUCUAGAUAAUGAAACACAGCGAUGGUUUGUGGGAGGAAUAGUUUCCUGGGGUUCCAUUAAUUGUGGGGAGGCAGGCCAGUAUGGGGUCUAUACCAAAGUCAUAAACUAUAUUCCCUGGAUUGAGAACAUAAUAAGUAAUUUUUAACUUGCA